AUUAUCUCCCUUUAUUAGAUACGCCUAAUUAUUAUUUUAGUGGGAGGGGUCGAAGACUUGUUUUUGUCAGAAGAGAUGAUACGAUUCAUCCUAAUCCAGAACCGUGCUGGUAAAACGCGACUGGCCAAGUGGUACAUGCAUUUUGAUGAUGAUGAAAAGCAGAAAUUGAUUGAAGAGGUCCAUGCAGUUGUCACAGUUAGAGAUGCAAAACAUACUAAUUUUGUUGAGUUUCGUAAUUUCAAAAUAGUCUACAGGAGAUAUGCUGGCCUGUACUUCUGUAUAUGUGUUGAUGUUAGCGACAACAACCUGGCAUACUUGGAGGCAAUACACAACUUUGUAGAAGUUCUCAAUGAGUUCUUUCACAAUGUCUGUGAGCUGGAUCUGGUCUUCAAUUUUUACAAGGUUUAUAGUGUUGUAGACGAAAUGUUCUUGGCAGGAGAAAUUCGAGAGACUAGCCAGACGAAAGUAUUGAAACAACUUCUGCUGUUGUCAUCACUUGAAUGAUGUUCACAUUCUCAGUGUAACAGUUUUAUCAGUGGCUGUGUAUGAAAUGUUGAUGAUGCAGAUGUAUAAUCACAGAAUUUUGAUAUCAUUCCUUCUGUUACAACUCGGAUAGAUGUGUAACAAUACAUUUCAGUAUUUGCUGUUGUAAUGCUAAGUCGAUAGUGGGGAUGUUGAUGACCAUUUUAAAAUAAGAGCUCAGAUAUUUUAAUAACUGAAAACUAGCAUUACUGCACAUGAAAGGAAAUCCUUGUCCCAGCCAUAUCUUCCUUAUUAAUUCACAUAGGAUCAUCAAACCUUGCAUGCAAGUACAACCAGGGAUGGUGGUGUAUCGUGUACCACAACUAGAUCACGGUGACCUACUUUUCACACAUGAAAGGAAAUCCUUGUCUGGCCUUGAAUGCAAGUACAGCUUAGGAUGGCGGGGGUGUCACUGUGACCUACUUUUGACAGGCGCAUCAUGCAUUAAGUAUUUUAUAUACUUUAUAUCCAAUCCGAUCUAACGAGUGAAACAAGUAUUUUGUCCAAAUAUCUAAAAUCUGAUAAAAAAUCUGAAAAGUCACAUCCCUGCUGCUGUUUUGUUGUAGAGCAUUAGCCAUUUGCCUGAGGAGCGGUAAGCUGUAGAAAUGUAGUUUUCUAUACAUUACACUCCACAGUAGAAAUGUAGUUUUCUAUACAUUACAAUCAGAUGGUUGUAAUAUAUUGGUCAUUCCACAUGUUAUAAAGAUUGUCUUGAAUUUGCUGAUACAGAAACAUGUUUAUGAUAAAUACUACAAAUAGAACUUUUUCUUUUGUUUAAAAAUCUGUUUGUUUCUGUUAGUCCUAAUGUUUGUAGUAGUGCAAACAGGAUUUGAACUGAAAAUUAUUUAUGAAAUAAUAUGCAUGUAAUAGGAAAUAAUAACUUUAAGCAACUACAAACUUUAGGUAUAGUAUACCCAAGCCACAUGGGUAUAUAACAAGAUGUAAAUGUGGCAAUUCAUGAAAAUAAACGUUUGAAGAAAAAAAACCCCAAAAACAACAAAACCAACAACUUUAGGUCAACCAAACAUAUAUACCACAUACUGACACUGAUAUUCUAAACAAGAAACUGUAUUUAAUAUGUAAUAUUUAUUUGUUAAAUAGCUGUAUUAAACAGAAACAUGUUAAUACAGAAACAAACUAAAUAUACUCCUUUUUAAGUAUGUUAAACUGGAGUAAUAAAUAAAAUAAUAAAUAACAUUUUCUGUACAGUGGACUUCUGUUUAGUUAUAUUCAGUACCAUUUUGGUAAAGAAUACAAGAAAAUGAUAUACACACUAAGUGUACAUUUUGUUGAGUUUGUAAUUUUUAUGUUUAACUUGCAACCAAUUUAAUUUUUGUCAUUAAAAACUAAAUUUGUGUGGUACAUGUAUUUGUGAGGGCUAGUUAUUAGGGAUGUAAAGUAUUUAGAAUAGAUAGUCACUGAAAUGUUUUCCAAAUUAGAUUUUAGGUCUUAUCAAAUAGUGUAAAAUUACUAAUACAUGUAUAAUAGUUUAUAUAAUACAUAUAUCCACCAAGUUCUGUCAUGUGCAUGUGUAUUUGUGUGAAACUAGUCUGUGUGGCAGUCCUCCUGCAAGCAGUGUAAGUCCACCUAUAGACAAAAUGUAUGGCAGCAGUCAUGACCUUGUUAAAACAUCCUUUGACUCUGACUUGUACAGAGGCUAUUUUUUUUAUUUAUUAAAACUGUUUCAGGUUUUCUCAUUCAUAUCAUAAAUACUCAUUUUGUGGAAACAAAACAGUGAAUGUGAUUCAUUGAGGAUUUUGUACGGUGCAAUAAACAAGCUUAUAACAAAUUCUGAAAACUGCCACUUGUGUGUGAAGUUGUAAUACACAUACAUGUUUGUUAACUUUGUUUAGAAACAUUUCAUAUUAAUAGUGUGAUCUUUAGUUUAUUUUUUUAAAAAGACUUGGAGAAUGAGUGCAUGACUUAGGCAUAGCCUGGAUUUUAUACAGUGGGGUGGGAUGGGGGCACCACACUUCCUAUGAGUCAUAGUGAAUGAAUUUUAUAAACCCGAGCCAUUGGGGUGGAAAAAACCCAUAAUUGGUUAAUAAUUGGUCAGAAAAGCCUAGUUCACCAUUCUUAUCAUAUGAUGAAAACCAAUAUCUUAAAUCAUUAAGUAGUUAUUUAUAUAUACGGAAGAAUAAUUUGCAGGAGUUAUCCUGUAUUUUAUGUUCAUUUUAUUAAUGCAUGAUAUAGCUUUAUGUAUGUUAAAAAAUAUUAAUCACAUAUAGGCAAAUUCAAAAAUAUGUGUUUAUCAAGACAUGUUUUAAAUACUGUAUAUAUUUGAUUACAUCAUUUAUGUUCAUGUUCAUUACCCACUUUUCAGGGCUAUCGAUCAAUUCUGGAAGUCCUCAAUACUAUCUUCUUAUCACUGGUUAAUUUCAUAAACAUAAAACAUAAGUUAAGUCUGUCACAUGAGUGAAUGUGAUUGAGCUGUGGUUAGGCACCUCCUUACCAAGUAGUUUGGCCCAGCUCAUCCGUCUUCGGCAGUGAUCCAUAUUAGUCCAGUCUCAGCCCUUUGACCAAUCCAGCAUGGGUGACCCAGAGUGAUCCAUAUUUGUCUGGCCUCUAUCCAUUGACCACCUGAGUGGCCUUACCAGGAGCUGAAACUCCCACUGGUAUAGCUCGCUGGGUCACUGCAAGCUACCUCAUCACAUCAAGGAAUGGAUCACAAGAUCAAAUAGAAACAAGUUAAGUAAAUACAGAGCUAGACAUUUUUAAAUAACACAAGUUAUUCUAAACUUAAAAAUCUUAGUAUUUAUCAAUAUAUGCUAAAUGUAGCAUCUCCAAUUGCACCACAGCCGUCUAAUCAACCAUGAAGACUAUUUCUUAAGAAAGCCAUAUUAUAGAACAUGAGAACUAAAACCUUAAAAAGUAGCGAGGAAAACUAGUAAGUAAGUAGUUUGUUUUAACAUGACAUUAUGAUUUAAUAAAUAUGUAUGGUGCCA
Messenger RNA from Gigantopelta aegis, 3467 nucleotides. RefSeq names its product AP-2 complex subunit sigma. Gene Ontology annotation, molecular function: clathrin-cargo adaptor activity. The transcript is spliced from 4 exons. The coding region runs from base 76 to 504 and encodes 142 amino acids. Gene Ontology annotation, biological process: intracellular protein transport; clathrin-dependent endocytosis. The record is from RefSeq and is a predicted model, not a curated record. Lineage: Eukaryota; Metazoa; Mollusca; Gastropoda; Neomphalida; Peltospiridae. Gene Ontology annotation, cellular component: membrane coat; AP-2 adaptor complex; intracellular membrane-bounded organelle.